AUGAAAAUAUUUAUUUUAUAUUUUUUUGUUUUAUUAACAAAUUUAUGGGGAAUAUUAUUUACAAAUGCUUGUAGUUGUGCAAGAAUGUCGGUAGAAGAGAAAUAUUGUAAUGCUGGUUGGGUUGCUCAUGUAAAAUCACUCAGACGUGCAGAAGUACGAGAUAAAGAUGGGGCUAGUGAAUAUGAAUACACUGUUAAACUUUUAAAAACUUUUAAGGACAGCAAAACUUGUAAUCAAAAUAAUAAAAUUGAUUGUGUUUAUUCUAAAACAAAUAGUGCUGCUUGUGGAGUUAAUCUAAAAGAUGGACAAGAAUAUUUGCUUUUUGGAUAUGAGGAUGAUGGAAAGAGAAAAAUAAGUUUAUGUGGAUAUUAUCAAGAAUGGGAAAAAGUAGACGAGAAAUUAAAGAAAUUAUUGAAAGAUGGGGAUAUGGAUAAAUACUGUAAAUAA
Messenger RNA from Meloidogyne enterolobii, 447 nucleotides. The record is from the annotation of a GenBank genome assembly. NCBI's taxonomy places the organism in Eukaryota, Metazoa, Nematoda, Chromadorea, Rhabditida, Meloidogynidae.